GUGGUCGUGGAGUUGUUUUCUCUGCGGGGAGGAGAAAGAGCCGCGGCGGAGCCGGACGGGGGGGAAGCAGCGGGAGCCGAGGAUGGUCGCGGCGGCGGGAAGAGGAGGAUGGAGUCUGAGUAUCUAGACGAGCUUCCAGAAACUGAUGAGCCAGCGUGGAUCUUGGGAAGGCAGCACCACCUUAAAACCGAUAAAUAUAAACUGCUGUCUGAUAUAAGUGGUCGUCUUUGGUUUACCUACAGAAGAAAGUUUUCACCAAUUGGUGGCACGGGCCCAUCCUCCGAUGCUGGCUGGGGCUGCAUGCUGCGAUGUGGACAGAUGAUGCUUGCCCAGGCUCUGAUCUGCCGGCACUUGGGGCGGGAUUGGCUGUGGGAGAAGCACAGAAAGCAGCCCGAAGAAUAUCACAGGAUCUUGCACUGUUUCCUGGACAGAAAAGACUGCUGUUAUUCCAUCCACCAAAUGGCACAGAUGGGUGUUGGUGAAGGGAAGUCCAUCGGCGAAUGGUUUGGACCAAACACCGUGGCCCAGGUGUUAAAGAAACUGGCACUGUUUGAUGAAUGGAAUUCCUUGGCUGUUUACGUGUCUAUGGACAACACGGUGGUGAUUGAAGACAUCAAGAAGAUGUGCUGGUUCCCUUCCCAGAACUGCCCCAGUGCCCACUGCAGUUCGCUGUUGCCCAAGAGCUUGCUCGGCCGGAGCAAGAGCCCAGGAGGGUUCUGCUGCAGCUGGAAGCCCCUGUUGCUGAUCGUACCUCUUCGCUUGGGGAUCAACCACAUCAAUCCAGUUUAUAUGGAUGCUUUUAAGGAGUGUUUUAAGAUGCCACAGUCCUUGGGAGCCUUAGGAGGAAAACCAAACAAUGCCUACUAUUUUAUAGGAUUUUUAGGAAAUGAGUUGAUCUAUUUGGAUCCUCACACUACCCAGCUGUUUGUAGACUCUGAAGAAAAUGGUAUGGUAGAUGACCACAGCUUCCACUGCCAACAAGCACCGCUUCGGAUGAAGAUCCUGAAUCUGGAUCCCUCUGUAGCAUUGGGCUUCUUUUGUAAAGAAGAAAAGGACUUUGAUAACUGGUGUAGCCUGGUGCAAAAGGAGAUUCAUAAGCAACAGAGCCUGCGUAUGUUUGAGCUGGUUCAGAAGCACCCCCCACACUGGCCUCCUUUUGUACCUCCUACGAAACCCGAAGUAACAACAACUGGAGCAGAGCUCAUUGAGUCCACGGAUAAGCUCUUUGAACUGGAAGAAGAGUUUGAGAUCCUGAGCGUCUGAAGGAAGCAUCCGCUGACCUUUUGUGUGCCCGUGUGUAGCAUAUGCCGGUGUCUAAGAACACACAGCCUUUCUAGCCCCAAAGUGCCUGAAUAUGACCCACGAAC
Molecule: messenger RNA, 1367 nt
Organism: Euleptes europaea (tarantolino)
Lineage: Eukaryota; Metazoa; Chordata; Lepidosauria; Squamata; Sphaerodactylidae
Gene: ATG4A
Product: autophagy related 4A cysteine peptidase
Exons: 13
Coding region: 109-1263 (384 amino acids)
Molecular function (GO): protein-phosphatidylethanolamide deconjugating activity
Source: RefSeq, a predicted model, not a curated record